UAACCUUGGGAAUACAGUUCAUUCGGAAACGAAAGGUAUUUGGAUUUGGUGCAAAAAACAUCCAACGCAAUCGGGGCAAGUGCUGGUUUUGGUCGAUACGGAGGGUUUGGAUGAUCCAAAAAAGGGAGACCAAGAUCAUGAUAACAAGCUAUUCUGUCUGACCCUCCUGCUUUGUAGUACGCUGAUCAUCAAUAUGAAAGAAGCGUUGAAUUACAACAACUUGGACAAGUUAGCAUUUAUUGUCUCGCUGUCAAAUGGUAUCAAAAUUCUUAAUGGUGAGGAUGAGGAAAAGCAUAACGCCAAAAGCAUCCCUGUUGCUUCACCACGUUUGAUAAUAUGCAUCAGAGACUUUUACCUGAAAAAUGUCAAAGAAGGUAAAAGUCAAACACCCAAUGUAUACCUUGAGGAUAUGCUUGAACCAGAACCAGGAACAAAGCCUGAACAUGUAAAAUUCAACGAAAUCAAAGAAUCGAUCAAACAGUAUUUUCCGAAGAGAAAAUGCUUUACAUUGGCACAACCAGCAAUGGGUGAAGAUCUACAGAAUAUCGAAACACUAGAUGAAAAUUCUUUGAAUAAGAAUUUUUUGAAAGAUAUCAAAGGUUUUCAAAAACAUGUGUACGAGAGGAAACCGAAAUACGUAUACAAUACUAGCCAAAAGACUUUAAAAGGAGCAGGUGAAUAUUGCUUUUUUAAUUCAAACUGCUAA
This is a messenger RNA of Mercenaria mercenaria, 706 nucleotides long. Its product is annotated as guanylate-binding protein 1-like. The transcript has 3 exons. Gene Ontology annotation, molecular function: GTPase activity; GTP binding. The record is from RefSeq and is a predicted model, not a curated record. NCBI's taxonomy places the organism in Eukaryota, Metazoa, Mollusca, Bivalvia, Venerida, Veneridae. Bases 194 to 706 code for a protein of 170 amino acids.